Messenger RNA from Rubroshorea leprosula, 1185 nucleotides. The record is from the annotation of a GenBank genome assembly. NCBI's taxonomy places the organism in Eukaryota, Viridiplantae, Streptophyta, Magnoliopsida, Malvales, Dipterocarpaceae.
CCUUGUCGUCAUCAUCAUCAACAAAACUAGCAAACGAGCAAUAAAAUAGAGUUCCAGAAAAGAGAGAGAGAGAGAGAGAGAGAGAGAGAAAGCGAAGGAAAAUUAACCAUGGUGAAGAAGUGCAGAGCAAUCGCGAAAAUUGCGGUGGUGGAGAUGGCGGCGCCUGCUCAGGUAGGGGUGAGAACGCGAGCUCGAGCACUAGCCAUGGCGACGACGGAAAAAACGGCGAGGAAAAGGAAAAGGAAAUUGAAUCACUGCGCGGUGACGGAAUUGGAGUUAUCCUCUUCGUCGACCUAUAUUCAGCUGAGGAACCGAAGAAUUGUAGUGCAGGAAUCGGUGGAUCACCGGCGCUUGAGCUCUAGCUCGGAUCAAGAAGUAUCGUGCUGCUCAAGCAAUGGAUCGAGUGAGAGGAUCGAAUUGCCAGAUCUGGAGGCGGAGAAUUUUGAAGACGAGACAUCCACGUAUAGCUGUAGUGAGAGAAGAGAAACUACAGAAUCAGACGAACUGGAUUCAACGUCGAAGCCAUCAGCGGUGAACUGUCACCGUAGAUCAGCGGCAGAGAAAAUGCCAACAGAAGCGGAGCUUCAAGAAUUCUUCACAGCAGCGGAGAAAGACCUCCAAAAGCAAUUUGUUGACAAGUAUAACUACGAUAUUGUCAAGGACGAGCCGCUGGAUGGACGUUUCGAGUGGGUUCGUUUAAAGCCAUGAGGAACUGAUCAAAAGCAAAGCUACGAAUUCUUAGAAAAUCAACAGUGGCGAUUUCUCUUAGGUACCACUGGAAUUUAUAAUUCUCAGUUCUUCUUUAAUUAGGUCUUUCUUUUUCUCUUUUCCGUUGAUUCCAUGUACAGCUCUUCUCGCCAUUAGCGAAAAUGUAAGUAGAAGCAGCUUUGGGUUGUAACCUGUACGAGGAGUCUUCUCUGCAAAAGAAAAUGGCAAAAUCUGCUUAGGGAGGAACAAAACGGUUUCGCAAUAACGAAGUCUGUUCCCAUUCUGCUGCUUUUAUUAUGAUUUUUAGCCCCUAAUUGUCGUGUCUGUUUCUAUCUGUUAAAUCUGCUACUAUCUCCUUCCAUCCGUCUCUGGUACAGCCACUGAACUUCAGUACACACUCAGUAAAUUUAACUUUUUCUUUAGUUUUUGCUAUCAGUAAUUUAUUAAUUCAACCUGAAUUAAAUAGUAAGAGACAUU